GGUUCUUUAAGAGAGGGGUGCGGGCGCAAUGCAUUGUCUCUCCAGAAGUAAGCGCGAGCCAAUGAAGAGACGCGUGACAGAGUUCGGACAGAAGGGGUUUGUCUCACCUGCUCCAAAUCACUUCAAGAGGCGCGUGAACAGGACAUUUUCAGAUCGCUACAAUUAAUAUGCACGUAUCGGACAGUUAACACUUCACUUUAGAUAACAGUGAUGAGCGCAAGUCUGGCCCGUGUGUCUUUCGAUAGUACAACUCCAGAAGCGCGUCAUUUUCCUGCAUGACAACUUGGCAACUCGUCACUCCGUGGAUUUAACACUAAGCGCCAAGCAUUUUCCACGGUCGAGUCGAUUUUUAGGUAUCGACAUGGAACUGAAAACAGGGCAAACGCAAUGUAAGGAAGUGUUGGAUAAUGAUGACUGAAUUGCUCUAAUCGUGAUGGAGUCACUGUGAUUUCUGUUGCACUAUUCUUUGGACAUCCGAUGGCAGCGAAAUAAUCUGCAUGGCUCUGAGCACAUCAAUGAAGAAUAUUUGUUAGAAAAGAAAAUUGGGGAAUAAACGGUGUUGAAGUGUUAGGAAUAAAACAUUGGUGAGGUUGUGCGUAACGAACAGAGCCGCGACAAUGGAGCACACGGGAAUCGAAGAGGUGAACCAGACCCACCAGCAGCACGAACCCAUCAGCUUUGGAAUAGAUCAGAUUCUCAAUGGCUCGGACCAGCCGAGCAGCUGCAUGCUCCCGAGCCGAACCACCGACCAGGACUACCCGCUCGCGCCUAACGUCUAUGCCAACGGCUACAACAGCGUGUACAAUCCGGCCUGCUCGAUGGCGGCGAGUCUGGCAGGUUCCUACAACGUCAACAUGAACAUGAACGUCAGCAUGAAUAUGAACGUUAACGUGAACUCGGGGAACGCAGGCGGUGUCAUCCGCGUCCCCGCACAUAGACCCAUGCCACCUGCGCCUCACCCGUCGAACCCUGGGCAUCCACCUGGCAUCGGGGCGGGAAUACCCACCGUACCCACAGUGCCCAGCAUGGGCAGCCCCCACAGCUUUACGUUCCCCUGGAUGGAAAGCAGUAGAAGAUUUGCGAAGGAUCGGUUGACUGCUGCUCUUUCGCCGUUUUCCGUGACACGAAGGAUCGGCCAUCCGUACCAGAACCGAACUCCACCGAAACGGAAAAAGCCGCGUACGUCGUUCAGCCGCGUGCAGAUCUGCGAGCUGGAGAAGCGCUUUCACCGGCAGAAAUAUCUCGCGUCUGCAGAGCGCGCAACGCUCGCCAAAGCACUCAAAAUGACAGAUGCUCAGGUCAAAACCUGGUUCCAGAACAGAAGAACAAAAUGGAGGAGGCAGACUGCGGAGGAGAGGGAGGCCGAGAGGCAGCAGGCCAAUCGUCUGAUGCUGCAGCUACAACAGGAAGCCUUUCAGAAGACCCUGAGUCAACCUCUUCAACAAGACCCUCUCUGCCUACACAACUCCUCACUUUACGCCCUGCAGAACUUACAGCCAUGGGCAGAAGAGAACAAGGUGACCUCCGUCACCUCAGUCGCAUCUGUGGUGUGACCCACACUUCUCAUGUGUGCUAGUUGCGGGUGUAUUAUACGAUCCCGAAUAGAAUUUAAGUGACUUGGACUCAUUUUACGAGCCACCCAUCUGUACGAAACCACGAAUUCUUUUUGUUUUUUGGUGGGACGUUAUAAAAUGUAUUCGAUUUCAGUGGUUUUUGAUUGGCCUGACCCUGACAUACAAUGGUUUGAGCAAAACCCAAUAUUCAGAGAUUUAACGCAACUGUUUUUUUGUGUAUUAGUUUAUUGCUUAUUUUCAUUAGCAUUGUUAUUUGGCAUGGAACAGAAAAGGCUAAUAUAUUCCCAAUUAAAAUGCACUUUU
Paramisgurnus dabryanus is the source of this 1877-nucleotide messenger RNA. It is a transcript of the gene tlx2, whose product is annotated as T cell leukemia homeobox 2. Gene Ontology annotation, cellular component: nucleus. Lineage: Eukaryota; Metazoa; Chordata; Actinopteri; Cypriniformes; Cobitidae. The record is from RefSeq and is a predicted model, not a curated record. Gene Ontology annotation, biological process: animal organ development; regulation of transcription by RNA polymerase II. Gene Ontology annotation, molecular function: RNA polymerase II cis-regulatory region sequence-specific DNA binding; DNA-binding transcription factor activity, RNA polymerase II-specific.